This is a messenger RNA of Scheffersomyces stipitis CBS 6054, 1491 nucleotides long. RefSeq lists its product as uncharacterized. Gene Ontology annotation, biological process: positive regulation of translation; nuclear-transcribed mRNA catabolic process, nonsense-mediated decay. Gene Ontology annotation, cellular component: nucleolus; cytoplasm. Gene Ontology annotation, molecular function: mRNA binding. Lineage: Eukaryota; Fungi; Ascomycota; Pichiomycetes; Serinales; Debaryomycetaceae. The record is from RefSeq and is a predicted model, not a curated record. The transcript has a single exon. Bases 20 to 1381 code for a protein of 453 amino acids.
AUUUGAAAAUAAGGACACAAUGGCCAGUGUCACGCCGUCAAGACAGGCUGUGCCGUCGCAUCCAAAGAGCCAAUUGUUACACGAUUCUUCUAGCAUUUCAAAUGGGCCAUCUAGUGUCUCUAAAACUUCAAAAUCAAAUGAAUCAUACUCCAAUGUGAAAGUGGUGCUACGACUUUUGCCUCCAACUUUGGACGAAAACGGUUUCUAUGACCAGUUGUCCGCUUUCUACGACGUCAACUCUCCUAAUAUUACAAGCAAAUAUUAUGUUAAGGGAAGCUAUCCUGCAAAACCUUUCGAAGCUCCUAUCUAUUCCCGAGCCUAUAUAACAUUCCAUACAUCUGAUGAUGUAGUAUUCUUCAUGCUGAGUGUCAAUGGCAAACCAUUUGUUGAGCCAGAAACUGAAGACAGCUUCACUCCGCUAGUUGAGAGAGCCAUAUUCAACAAGAUGCCAGCCAAAGAUGGUAAAGAGGAAUCGAUCACAGAAAAGUCUUCCGUAGAAGGCAGUGAGUUGUUCCAGGAAUUCGUGAAAUUUUUGAAUGGUGAAACCAAAGAGUACAAUAUAGUCCAGCUUGUGAAGUUAAACAAGCGAAGGGCCAGAGAAAAAUUAAAGAACGAGAGAAAGAAGGAAAAGAAAGCUGCCAAGGCUGCGGAAGCUAAGAUUGCCAAAUUAAAAGACAAGAAGGGCAAGAAUAAGAAAGAAAUAGUAGAAGAGAACAAAUCCAAGAAGGAGGUUAAGAGAGAUGUUUUGCCCAAAGAUGAUGAGUUAACAGAGGAGACUAAGAAGAAGAAAAGAAAGAGAAAAUCAAAAUCUAAGAGUCAAAAGGACAUUGAUCAGAAUACUCCUUCAAAGGCUACCGAUGAACAAAAUGAGUCUUCUGAAGCGAAGUUGAAGAAAUCUCCAACGGGUAAUGAAACAGAAAACAAGUCGAAAAACAAAAGAUCUCGAUCGAAAGAAAAGUCAAAAGAAAGAGAAACCACAGGUGAAAUACCGAAAGAUAAGAAGAAACUGAAAAAUGACAAAAGAACUAAAGAAGCACAAGUUCAAAAGGAAAAGGAAAAGGAGAAGAGUAGAUUCGAGCUGAACUCAAAAUCGGAAUCAACAGAAAAGUCACCUUCUUCAAAAAAUAGUGAACAAUCUGAUAUCUCAGAUAAACCCAAGAAAACACGCAAAAAGAAGAUUAAGGAAUUUAAUGAUAGAAUGAAAGACGAUACCAAGAAAGACGAUACCAAGAAAGAUGACCCUAAGGAUAUGAAGCAGAAAAAAUCUUCAUCUAAAAACACAAAACAGCAAGACAAACCCGAGCAAAAAACACCAGUUUCCAGUGGAGAUCUGGCGUCCAAGAAACCUAAGUUGAAGGUUUUGAAGAGACCGGAAGUCUAGCUGCAAAGUGAAUUUAUAAAUCACCAGAAUGUCCGGAAUGAAUGUGGAAUAAUACUAAAUUUAUUAUACUUAUAUUUGAUAGAAUUAGAUGAUAGCCUAAUGUGAAGCAU